AUGAGUUCCCAAUUUGCAAAUCGCCGAAAGCCCCGCAAAAUUGGUGGCGAUGAUGAGGAAAAUGACGCCGACGAGCAAGACUCUGGACCUGUUGUCAAACGUCCUCCGACUUCGAAAACGAAGCAAAAGUCGAAGAUGCGCCUUUCGUUCGGCCCCGGCAGUACCUCGAUGGCCGACGAUGACGACCAGGAAAGCGAAGUUGUCAUUCCCAAACGACCUGGGCUCGCGAAACGGGCUAUAGAGAAGAGCGCAUUUCAGCGAUCAUUGACACCGUCGGGCGCAGGUGGUCAGAUCCCCCUCCGGGUAGGGCCUGAGCAGGAUAGGCCGAGUUACAACGACGAAUAUCUAAAAGAGCUCCGAAACUCGACACCCUCUACGCCGAAGCCCGCCGCUGAGGACGAAUCGGAGAAGACAAUUGAUGUGGCUGCCAAGUUUGGUGAGGUCAUGAAGGUUUCAACCCCUGCUGCUAUUCCCAGCGAAGCAGAGAUUAGAGAAAAGAAAGCUCGGAGAGCCCGAUUAGCGAAGGAAGAAGCGGCGCUUUCCACCGAGAAAGACUUCAUUUCCCUCGAGGAUGAUAUGGAAGAGGACGACUGGGAUCUUCAAGCGCGGCGGGAGGAUACGAGGCUCGUCCGUGACGAUGAAGACUUCGCAGAAGGAUUUGACGAGUUUGUUGAGGACGGACGUAUAUCCCUUGGGAGGAAAGCAGAGAAAGAGCAAAAGCGAAAACAGCGGGAAGAAAUGCGUGAACUUAUUGAUGAUGCUGAAGGUCUGUCGGAUGAGGAUGAUUCAGACUUGGAGGAAAAAGCAGCGUACGACGCCAGUCAGGCACGAGCUGCUAUGGGUGCGAGCAGAGACCCUAUCGACCGUCCGCGCACUCCGCCCAAGAUGACCUCGUUACCCCGUCUGUCGAACUCACUUGAGCGUUUGCGUAUGAACUUGGCGGUCCUAGAGAAGUCAAAGGCUCAGAUGAUCGACCGUAUGGAGGAACUGAGGAAGGAGAAGGCGGACAUAGCUGUUCGGGAAGUAGAAAUCCAGGCUCUGAUCAAAGAAGCUGGAGAUAAUUACGAGAAGCUUAAGCAGGAGGCUGGAAUCACUCCUGGCUCGGAUGGGAACCUCUCUACAGCCGAUGAAAUGGCGAAUUCGCGAGGCUUGGAGGGUCUUGGAAAUUCGGUGACAGCAUCUGCAAACAACUCUGAGCAUGAGGAGCCUUGA
Molecule: messenger RNA, 1212 nt
Organism: Aspergillus luchuensis
Lineage: Eukaryota; Fungi; Ascomycota; Eurotiomycetes; Eurotiales; Aspergillaceae
Exons: 2
Coding region: 1-1212 (403 amino acids)
Biological process (GO): spliceosomal complex disassembly
Cellular component (GO): U2-type post-mRNA release spliceosomal complex
Source: RefSeq, a predicted model, not a curated record